GCCGCCGCCGCCGCCGCCCCAGGCGCACUCGGUCCCCGCCGGCCUGCGGUUUGUACCUUCGAUCCCGCCGCCCGCCAUGGCGACCGCGACCCCCGUGCCGCAGCGGGCCGGCAGCCGCGCCAGCGCCCCCGCCACGCCGCUCAGCCCCACGCGCCUGUCGCGGCUGCAGGAGAAAGAGGAGCUGCGCGAGCUCAACGACCGCCUGGCCGUGUACAUCGACAAGGUGCGCAGCCUGGAGACGGAGAACAGCGCGCUGCAGCUGCAGGUGACCGAGCGCGAGGAGGUGCGCGGCCGGGAGCUCACCGGCCUCAAGGCUCUCUACGAGACCGAGCUGGCCGAUGCACGCCGCGCGCUCGACGACACGGCCCGAGAGCGCGCCAAGCUCCAGAUCGAGCUGGGCAAGUUCAAGGCCGAGCACGACCAGCUGCUGAUCAAUUACGCUAAGAAGGAAUCGGAUCUUAAUGGAGCCCAGAUGAAGCUUCGAGAGUAUGAGGCAGCACUAAACUCUAAGGAUGCAGCACUGGCUACUGCCCUGGGUGACAAAAAGAGUUUAGAGGGAGAUUUGGAGGAUCUGAAAGAUCAGAUUGCCCAGCUGGAAGCAUCCUUAUCUGCCGCCAAAAAGCAGUUAGCAGACGAGACUUUACUUAAAGUGGAUUUGGAGAAUCGUUGUCAGAGUCUUACUGAGGACUUGGAGUUUCGUAAAAAUAUGUAUGAAGAGGAGAUCAAUGAGACGAGGAGGAAGCAUGAAACACGUUUGGUGGAGGUGGAUUCCGGGCGGCAGAUUGAGUAUGAGUACAAGCUGGCACAGGCUCUGCAUGAGAUGAGGGAGCAGCACGAUGCUCAAGUGAGGCUGUACAAGGAAGAGCUGGAGCAGACCUACCAUGCCAAGCUUGAGAAUGCCCGACUGUCCUCAGAGAUGAACACUUCUACUGUCAACAGUGCCCGGGAGGAGCUGAUGGAGAGCCGCAUGCGGAUAGAGAGCCUCUCUUCCCAGCUCUCUAACCUGCAGAAAGAGUCUAGAGCCUGCUUGGAAAAGAUUCAAGAAUUGGAGGAUAUGCUGGCUAAAGAGAGAGACAACUCCCGCCGCAUGCUGUCUGACAAAGAGCGAGAGAUGGCGGAGAUAAGGGACCAGAUGCAGCAGCAGCUGAAUGACUAUGAACAGCUGCUUGACGUGAAGCUGGCCCUGGACAUGGAGAUCAGCGCCUACAGGAAACUCCUAGAAGGCGAGGAAGAACGGUUAAAGCUCUCUCCAAGUCCUUCUUCCCGAGUGACAGUGUCCAGAGCAUCGUCCAGUCGCAGUGUCCGUACCACUCGAGGGAAGCGGAAGAGAGUUGACGUGGAAGAGUCUGAGGCGAGCAGUAGUGUUAGCAUUUCCCACUCUGCCUCAGCCACCGGGAAUGUGUGCAUUGAAGAGAUAGAUGUUGAUGGCAAGUUCAUCCGCUUGAAGAACACUUCUGAACAGGAUCAACCAAUGGGAGGCUGGGAGAUGAUCAGAAAAAUUGGAGACACAUCAGUCAGUUACAAAUAUACCUCAAGAUACGUGCUGAAGGCAGGCCAGACUGUUACAAUAUGGGCGGCAAAUGCUGGAGUCACAGCCAGUCCUCCAACUGACCUCAUCUGGAAGAACCAGAACUCUUGGGGCACUGGGGAAGAUGUGAAGGUCAUACUGAGAAACUCUCAGGGAGAGGAGGUUGCUCAGAGAAGUACAGUCUUUAAGACAACCAUACCUGAAGAGGAGGAGGAGGAAGAGCCCAUCGGAGUGGUUAUUGAGGAGGAGCGUUUCCAUCAGCAGGGAGCCCCAAGAGCAUCCAACAGAAGCUGCGCCAUUAUGUGAACUCGUCAAGACAGAAGCAUGGUAACCCUGUAUACAGUGCAGAGCCUUCUCAGAAGCACACGAUAUUUUUGUAUUUCCUUUAUGUGAAUUUUUUAAGCUGCGAAUCUGAUGGCCUUAAUUUCCUUUUUGACACUGAAAGUUUUGUAAAAGAAAUCCUAUCCAUACACGUUGUUGCAAGAUGUGAAUUAUUGACACUGAACUAACUGUACUGUUUGGAAAGGGGCCCUCAAGUUUUUGGCAUUUUUUU
Messenger RNA from Phodopus roborovskii (desert hamster), 2081 nucleotides. It is a transcript of the gene Lmnb1, whose product is annotated as lamin B1. Bases 77 to 1834 code for a protein of 585 amino acids. NCBI's taxonomy places the organism in Eukaryota, Metazoa, Chordata, Mammalia, Rodentia, Cricetidae. The record is from RefSeq and is a predicted model, not a curated record. The transcript is spliced from 11 exons.